Messenger RNA from Micromonas commoda, 4950 nucleotides. RefSeq lists its product with no specific name. Bases 1 to 4950 code for a protein of 1649 amino acids. The transcript has a single exon. Lineage: Eukaryota; Viridiplantae; Chlorophyta; Mamiellophyceae; Mamiellales; Mamiellaceae. The record is from RefSeq and is a predicted model, not a curated record.
AUGGCGGGGCACGCCAAAAACGUGGAGGAGGAAUGGACCAGGAGCAUAGACCAUCUGCGGGACAUGGCGCAUCAGAACGAGGAAAGCCUCAUGAGGAAUAAGAGGUUGACUUCCGUGCUGAGCGUCCCUAACCGGGAAUUGAUCGAUGGAAUCGAGCAUGUCGUGCCCGCCCUCGAUGAGCGCAGAGCCUCGUGGGCGAAGGAUCAGGAGUUCCAGCGCCGACUCCUCGACGAGCGUUUCUGCCGGAUAGACCAAAGCCGCGAGGACGUGGUGCACUUCCAGGAUAUCGGGAUGAAUUCGACGGAGGACGAGGAGCAUGAAAGGCGCGUGGCGUCGGCGGCGGCAGCCAGAAUGCUGAAGAGGCGGGGCAAGGGCAACAAGGCGCCCAAGGUGCUGGGAGUCCUCGAGCUCCUGCGCGUGAAAACAGGCGGUGCCGUCUCAACCUUGGUGUCAGCCCCGCCGCCGGACCUCCUGCAGCACAAGAAGAAGCCCAAGCUCCAUGACGGUAAGGCGGCUGAGGCACUCACGCGCCUGAAGCAGCGUCGCAACGAGGAGUUCAUCGAGGCUAAGGUUCGUCGCGAGAGGGAGGCUGCGGAGGCGCUCGUGCGUAAGGAGGAAGAGGAGCGGCUAUUGCACGAGGAGGAGGAGGCCAGGAGGAACAACACUGUUAAAUCAAGAGCCGCCCGGGCCGCUGCCGCGAUGGCUAAGAUGCGAAAGGUCGGGAGGGAGGUUGCCAUGGGAAGGAAGGUGGCGACGGCUGUGCAGGAUAACUCGGCGGAGGCCAUCGCGGCGAGGGAGGCUGAGCGCGCGCAGCAGGAGGCAUCUGAGCAGCUCAUCGCCGCGGCCGAGGCGCUGGAGGCGGAGGAGAACGAAGCAUCGCGACAAGGCAGAGAGAUGGGUGAUUUACGCGAGAAGAUUUCGCGCGCGCAAGCAGAGGCGGAUGAGGCCACACGGCUGGCGGUUCGCGCAGAGGAGAUCAUCGCCGACCUCAUCGAGGAUGGUCAGGAGGACGCUGCAGAGAUGGCAUCCCAAACUGUCGAGGCUUGGCGAGCUCGAUCUAUCGCUCUCAAAUCCGAAGUGGAUGUCUUGCAUGAUGAGUAUAAAGCGCUCGAGGAACGAUACGGGUUGGCGGAGGGUCGAAGGGCCCAGGCAGAGGCGCAGCUUGAAUCUCGGAACCAUCUCCUGAACGUGCUGAAAGGCGAGGUACUAACAAAAGAUUCAGAGGCUGACGUCGCAAGGGCAGCACGGGCGAAGGUCAUGGAGCACAUCGCGAACGAAGUCAUCGCACACAUUUACAGCGCCGAGGCGAACAGCGACCGGCAGGCCGUCACCGAAAUAGUCGGAGCAGCAGCGGAACUCGGCAUGAUGUCGGACGCGGCUGAAACUUUCGUCUCUCGCAUUGCUGCAGCUGUGGCGCGAGCUUCAGACACGGUUGCAGCCUCCCUCGCGGCCGCCCACGCCUCCAACAAGGCUAUAACAGCUGAGAUUAGCGAUCGUGCUAAUUUAGACACGGCGCAAAAGCAUGCGAAUGAUGCUCGGGAUCGUCUUUGCUCCGCUCUAACUGAGAUGUUCGCCGCCUCAUCAGUUUCUGGGUGCGAGGCGACGCUUGCUCAUGACGCAUCUGCAAGCUCUGCAAAACGCCUCACCGCCGUCGUUGGGGGACCGAUUAUGUCUUCUACGUUCGUUCCGGGGAAGACUAAGGUGUGCAAGGUCAACGGUGGGUUCAAUCUAAUCGGUGCAAGGGUGCCUGCGUCAGAGGAUCGAGAGAAUCCGCCCAAUGAUUUGAUGAACCUGCUCACAUCGGCGUUGCCGCUGGCUCCUCGGCAAGGCGAAUAUAAUAUCGAGAAACUUGUCGCCGAGCGAUCAAAGACAGCAAAGGGAGAUGCAGAACCCACGAGACAGGUGAUGCAAGCGUCAACACUCGAAAAGAGGACCAAGAAGUUGGCAGCUGUCGCCAAAAAGCUGGGUCUCGUCUCUGAAAUGACGAGCGAUGCCAACCCGGCAUUCGUGACAUCAGUUUUCAAGCCUCCUGGUUCUCAGUCGGCGCAACCUGAGCCGAUCUUGAAAUCUAGUGCCGACAGCACACCCAAGGUGGCCGGCAAAAAGACCGCUGUUACCAAGCUCGAACCAACUGUUCGUGUGCGCUUGGCUGUGGAACGCUUCAAUCGGGCGUACUUCGGCGCGUCUCGAGCAGAGGAGGCGGUUCGCACCGCACUGGACAAUCUCGUGUCUGCGUGUGAAACGGCACACACAAAAAGGCGAGACGCGGACACGUUCGCGACGAGUGCUGAAUUGUUUGAGAUUCGCAGAGUCAUGGUGGAAAGGGUAUUUUCCGUCGGUGUUCGCCACAUGGCUGAUGCGAAGCCUAAAAUCACGCGGUUGCAGCUGACAUCAGUCGACCCAAGGGAAGCCUCGCUGGCUCUUCUAGAGGCUAGCUUCUCUGCCUAUGAAGCCGUGGCCGCUGAAGCCGAAGCUGUCGUCAAUGGAUACCGAAACAAAGUGAAGGCUGCGACCACAGCACUGUCGGACGCAGAGAAGGGCGUCGCUGCAGCUCUGGACAAUUUGAGCGAGGCUGAAAAUGCGGAGCGCAUCACAAAGGAUGAACACGUCGCUGCGAAAGACAGAAGAGCUUUGGGAGAAAAACGACUCAAAAAUCUCUUGCAGGUGAUGAAAGAAGACAAGGGUAUCAUCUGGAAGGCUGAAAUCACAGCAUCAAAGGUCGACGCUGCGAGAGAAGCGGUCGAGGCGCUUCGAGAAGUCGAGUUAUCUGCGAGUCUGGCAUCCAAGGAGGCGACCAAAAAAGUUGACGAAGCUCGCCAGGCAAUACCUGAGGCUGAAGCUUUCGUUGCACCUGCUGUUGUUGCGCGCGAGCAUGCGCACAGACUCCUCUCAUCUGUGGAAGAGGAGAGAGAUGAUAUUCGGCGGCUGGUUUCCGCAGCUCAGACUGCACUGAAGCUUGAUGCCGAAGGUGAACGUCUUGCAAUCAUCGCAAAAGACGCCGCCGCGGAAGCCGCCGUCGCAGGUGAAAGCGACGCAGACAUCCAUCGUCUGGCCGUCGAGGCCGCGACAGCAGCAUCCAAAUCUAUAUUUGAAGCAGCUCAGGAGUGUGCCGUUAAGGCUGCAGAGGCCGCGACCGCCGCAAACGCUGCCAUAGCCGCCGCAGAUGCUGAGGUUGUAUCAUGCAAGGCUGCGGUGGAGGCUCGCGAGGCGGAUCUUGCCCUGGCAAAAUACGAGAUGACACGCGCGCAAGACGACGAACGUAGAAACCUGGCCGCUGAGCGCGAGGCGAAGAUUGCGGAACCAAUCGCAAAUCAGACAAAAUCAUCGCCAGAGAAGCCGAAGCGACAGGUCAAAAACCCACGAGCACUCGCCAGGUUCAGGUUGGCUGUUAGGCUCGUGAUUGCUUCCAUCGCUUUUGUCACACCGGCUCAACGGGCAGCGGCAGAGGUUGCAGAACUGCGUCGUAGAAUCGUCGAGGCCGAGCGAGCGCUCGAGACCGCAAUAGAAGACGCGGAAUACGCCCGCAGAAAGGCUAAAAUUGCCGAACGUCAUUGCGAGGAUGCGAGGAGGGCGGCAGCUGCGCUGCGCGAGAGGGCCGAUGCAAUCCUUGAGAGGGAAAGCAGGGACAAAAAGCGGGCAUCCAAAGCCACUUUCGCUCGUGAGGUCAACGACGUGAAAUCUCUGGACAACGCGAUCUUGACCGAGAAGCGCGCGGAAGAGGCGGUGCAGCGAGCCACGGAUACGCUGGAUGCGGCUCGCGAUGCGGUGGCGGCGGCGAAGAGUUCUGUGGAGCAGACGUCUCAAGCAGUACAGGACGCAGAGAGCACCCUGGAGUCUGCUACUUCGGAUCUUAGCGAGAAGAAAGAUGCUGGUACGCUUGCAGAAGCAGAAGCUCGUUUGACUGAAUCAAAAACUACUGCAGAGAAGCUUCGUGCUGAAGGACCGGGCCUGGAAGCCGCAGUUGCCGCCGCGGAUGAGGCUGAGAUGAAUGCUUUGGAGCUUCGCAAUGAGCUGAGGCGGCUGCACGAGGACCAUGAGCGUCGGGUCAAACGAGCUACUGGCACCCUUCGCGCCGCGCGUGAAAUGUCCGAGUCAUCGACGCAUAGGUAUUCAGCGGAGCUUAAGCGCUUGCAUGAUGCGGGGCGAGCCCUAAAGAGCGCGAAGAAGCAACUUGCGGAAGCCACAAAACUGCGAGUGAAGGCUGAGGAGACAUCGGCAAAAGAAGCAGAAAAACGGCGUCGCAUGGCUGAGCUCGACGGAAAGGCACGCCAAAGAAAGCGUGAUAAGACGGUUACGGUAGAUCUUUCGGUUGUGAAUGCGACUACGUCGCAAGAUGUCGACAAGUCGCGUCAGAUUAAGCAGCCAGAUCUCACUGAGUUGGAUGUUGAGGUGAUCCAUCGCAUGUUUGAGGAGGCUGACGCAAGCGAAGCAGAGGGCAUGCAAGAGAGACACCGGAAUGACGAGGCCGCCAUGAAGCAUCGUCAUUCGAAGGAGACGUUUAUAUUGGCGGACUGGCAUCGUCGUGGCGGUGGUGCAGCUCCGAGGCACAAGGUCAAACACGAGCCCGGCAAGAUGGUGAACACACUCAUGCUGGGGUUCAAGCAGGACGUGUUCCGCGGCGGAUCCGUGGCGACGCGUUUCGAGGGCGGCAACUCGUUCGGUCCACCCACGGACCAUGCCAUGGACAAGGUUUUGAAGCAGCAGAUGAUCUCACGCGGCGAUUGGCUGCCGGAGAUGGACGACCCAGACAAGCCGCAGGGUGUGGCGGCAAACGAACUGGCCAGGAGGCACGCAGCGGAGGUGAAAGAAGGACAGGUGCGGCGACGGGAGGAGGAGCGCAGGCACAAGGCGUCGCGAGAGGCGCGGAAGGAGGCGUUUAUUCUUGAGGCGAGCGAAGAGAGGAAGCGAGAGAAAUUAGAAGCCGUAAAGGCACUGCUCGGUAGGCAGUAG